This is a messenger RNA of Zophobas morio, 737 nucleotides long. RefSeq lists its product as uncharacterized. NCBI's taxonomy places the organism in Eukaryota, Metazoa, Arthropoda, Insecta, Coleoptera, Tenebrionidae. Bases 24 to 728 code for a protein of 234 amino acids. The record is from RefSeq and is a predicted model, not a curated record. The transcript has a single exon.
UCCUCAGUGUUUUCCACGUCACUAUGCCAACAAAUUGUAUCCCGAAAACCAAAACCGACGACUUCUCGGUGGUCGAUUUCCAUCAAACUCCGUUCGAUAAAGUGAACGGGUUUUUGGGUGAUCAUUCUUCACUGAAAAUCACCAUCGAACGAAACUCCGACCACGAAAAGCACAAUUUCUUCGUAAAGUCCAUCCCCACGGGCAAAUCGCAACGCGAUUACAUCCUCGACGUGAACGGUUCCUUCAAAGAAGAAUUUUUCUUCACCAAGUUGCAAGAUCUCUUGCACGAACACUCAAUCACUAUCUUAGAUGACGCAAUCCCCACUUGCUACUACACAGAUGGGAAGAUCUUCGUCUUUGAAGAUUUAACUGAAGACGGCUACACCACCACGUCUCUGGAUUUCGAGUGUGUGAAAGUAGCCCUCGCAGCUCUCGCUAAACUCCACGCAAGCGCUAUAAUUCUAGAAGAGAAGAAAUCGUUCCGACUCAUAGACGCGUUUUCUGAAGAACUAGCAGAGACUCUUGUUUGUGAUAAAGAAAUGGUGAAGAAAGGAGUAGUGGCGCACAAUCGCGGCUUUGAUGCUUUGUUUGACUUGACGCACCAAGACGAAAUGAAGAUAUCGAAGAACUUGCUAAGGGAGAAAGUUUGUGAAGGGCACGAUCUUCAGAAAGAGUUCGUGAAACCGUCGACGAUCUUCAAGAAUACGAUUCUUCAUGGAGAUCUUUAGACUAAGAAU